Prorocentrum cordatum is the source of this 1476-nucleotide messenger RNA. The record is from the annotation of a GenBank genome assembly. NCBI's taxonomy places the organism in Eukaryota, Dinophyceae, Prorocentrales, Prorocentraceae.
GAACAGGUGAUUUUCAGUGCAGCCACCGGUUCCUGCCCCCCCGUCUUCGCGCACGCCGUCAUCACGACACCAAAGCUUAUCUGGAUCGUGGCUCCUCUCGCAGUACUGCACACACAAUCCCCCUCGCAUUCUUGCUGCUGCCAUGGCAUACGCGGCGAAGGGCCUCGGGGCCCUUCUCGUCGGAGCUGCGGUGGCUCAGGGGGUGGACGUUCAGUUUCGGCCUGAGUUCCGAGAAGGCGCAGGGUCUUCAGUCGGAGUCGAGCUCGCAGGUGAGGCAGAGCUCGCUGCUGGAGUCGAGCUCGCAGGCGGGGCAGACUUCACUGCCACGCACCAGACCGUCGUUGCGACCUUCGACGGGGAUGAGAUGAGCGGCGCUCCCGAGUGGUGCAAGACCACCUAUGACCUGACCUGGAAGCAGAGGAAAGAGCGGAUGCUGCAGCACGCCACCCUCGAGUGGCGCCAGGGCCAGGUGAAGAAACUGCGCGAGGAGAACGAGAGCAUCCCCGACUGGAUGGAGAAAGUCGUCGGGGACGACGAGAAGAGUGGCAAGAUGAAGUGGGCGGCGGCCGAGGCGAAGAGGAUGGUCGCCGAGGGCAGGGAGCUGCCCGGCUGGAUGCAGGACCUCGUCAAGGAGAACGAAAGGUGGUCCAACCGCUGGGCGGCCUGCAAGGCCGCGGAGCUCCAGGGCACGGGGGAGGAGGUGCCUGCGUGGAUGGCCGAGAACGGCCGGAGAGGCAUCAUGGAGUACUCCUCCGAGAAGGAGGCGAACCUCGAGGAGGAGAUGGAGGAGCUGAACGAGGAUCUGGAGGCAGAGCGAUCCAUCGUCCAAGCCGGCGGAGACAUCGCGAAGGCCACUGAGAAGAGGUUGGCCGCCCUCGACAGGGCCUACCGGGUCAGCCCGCGCCAGCAACUGCGGGAUCUAGAGGCACUGCUGGCGGACGUGGACCAGUCUGAGCAGGCCUUGAACAAGGACGGCGGCUCGGCGGCGACGCCGAAGGGCGCCCUCGCGCAGGCUAGGCGCGCCACCGACAUGAUGGAGGAGAUCCUGGAAGCAAAUCAGCAUGUUACCAGGAUGAUGAAGCGCACGAGGCACAGGGAGCAACCGUCGAACAGCGGCGCGACUGUGCUGGUGACGGCGAACUGAGAGGCCAGCUGUGCCCCCCAAGCAUGAGUCUCGCAACCGCCCCUGCGACCACCCAGCUUCGCCAGAAGCACAACCGAAGUAAUCAUUGUCGUCUUCACGGAAGAUCCUUUUAGUCUCGAUAGCGAUUGUGUGCCUCGCAGUGAGGCGCAGUCAUAUUUGGGCGGCCGGCCGCUUGAGCCGACGCGGCCGCGGGCGCACGCUCGCUUCCACUCCUUACGUCCCUCAGCUCGCUUUAGAGUUGUAUCAGAUCUUGAUUCGUCCUGGCGUGGGGGCUCGGGGUCACCGUGCGGUUUUGGGACUCGGGCUGGAGCGGCGGAAGCGGGCGGCGCCAG